Molecule: messenger RNA, 4090 nt
Organism: Schistocerca piceifrons (Central American locust)
Lineage: Eukaryota; Metazoa; Arthropoda; Insecta; Orthoptera; Acrididae
Product: knirps-related protein-like
Exons: 5
Coding region: 281-1123 (280 amino acids)
Biological process (GO): regulation of DNA-templated transcription
Molecular function (GO): sequence-specific DNA binding; zinc ion binding; DNA-binding transcription factor activity
Source: RefSeq, a predicted model, not a curated record
UCUAUCUCUCUCCCCCCUCUCCAUCCCCCUUCACCCCUCCCCGCGACUUGACCCGACCCUACCCCGAGCGGCACGGGCACCGCUUCGAAAAGUGGGAUCGUCCUCUCGCUCAGUGCGUACGUGAACUGGAACUGUAUCGGACGACGACGCCAGAGCAGCAACACCAGGACGCGAUCCGACCGACGUCCGCUGACCGACGUCGACCUCCACGGCGAAGAGGAAGGAGCCGGUGCUGCCGGCGCGAUUUCCCUCCGCCCGUCGCGCCCAGCUAGAUGGAUAAAUGACGAUGAACCAGCAGUGCAAGGUGUGCGGCGAGCCCGCCGCGGGCUUCCACUUCGGCGCCUUCACCUGCGAGGGCUGCAAGUCAUUCUUCGGGAGAACCUACAACAAUAUGAACUCGAUUUCGGAAUGCAAAAACAACAACGAGUGUAUUAUCGACAAGAAGAAUCGGACGUCCUGCAAGGCGUGCCGCCUCAAGAAGUGCAUCGAGGUCGGCAUGUCCAAGAGCGGCUCCCGCUACGGCCGGCGCUCCAACUGGUUCAAGAUUCACUGUCUGCUGCAAGAGCAGCAGCAGCAGCAACAGCAACACCAGCAGCAGCAGCAGAACGGGCAGGACGGGGGCGGCAUGGGCGGCGGCGGGCUGCCCCUGGGGGCGGCGUCACUGUUCGGCGGCGCGCCACCCGGCCUCUACCCGCCCUCCUUCUUCGCCGGGCUCAACGGAGCCUUUCCCGUGCUGCCGUCGUCUCCGCUGCCCAAGCGCCGCAAACUCGAGUCCAGUAGCUCCGACGACUCCUCGGGCGCGUCCUCCGUUGACGACGAGACCGCCGCCAUCACUGCAGGGCUCAUGUCACGACUGCACGGGGGCCCGCGGCCACCGCCGCUGUACCACGGGCCGGCGGCGCCCCCGCACGGAUCGCCGCAGGACCAGCCCAUCGACCUGUCGGUGCGCGGCCGCCCCAAGUGCUGCUCCGAUUCCGCACCCACCUCGCCGCCCUCGGCGGCCGGCGACUGCGACGAGGCGCUCGACAGCACCGACGCCGCCGACCGCCAGCGACGGGACGGUCGGUCGACGCCUCUCGACCUCACCAACAAGAGGGCGGCCGAAGUCCCCCAGUUUGGCUGAGGCCCACUUGACCUUCCUACACCAGAUGAACUCAUAUAAGCAACGGUUGAACCACCUCCUCUGCUUGUCCUCAACUGGGCUAAGGAAUUGUUUCGGGGUGAUCGACCAACGCCUCGCGAUCUCACCAACAAGAGGGGUACCGAAGUCCCCCAGUUUGGCUGAGGUCCACUUGACAGACCGACACCAGGUGAACUCGUAUUGGCAGCGGUUGGACUGCCUCCGCUGCUUGUCCUAAACUACGAUUAAUGAAUUGUUUCGAGUUGAACGGUAACGCCUCUCGGCCUCACCAGCAAGAGGGUGGCUGAAGUAUCCCAGUUUGGCUGAGAGCCAUUUGACCUGUCCGACACCACAUGAACUCACAUUGGGAGCGAUUGGAUUGCCUCGCCUGCUUCUUCUCAGCUACCAUCAAGGAAUUCUUUCAGGGUGAUCGACCAACGCCUCUCGAUCUUCCCAAAAAGAGGGUGACCGAUUUCCCCUGACCGUCUGACACUACGUGAAAUUAUAUCUGCAGGGGUUGGAUUUGCCUCCUCUGUCUGUCCGCAGUCACGGUGAAGGAGUUAUUUUGGGAUCGUCAGUCGGCUCCUCUCGACCUCACCAACAAGAUGACUGCCGAAGACCACUUGAGUGUCUAACGCUACGCAGGCUCAUAUCUGCAGCGGUCUACUUGUAUUCAACUGCGGCUAAGGAUUAGUUGUGGAAUAUUCGUUCGCAAUAAACUCGUAAUGAUAGUGCACUCGGGCUGGAAGAAACUGGUUCAUUUUCUGCUGCAGUAAAAAAAAUAAACUGACGGCAUGUAACAAUUUGAGGAACGGCCUGAUACUAGUUUACAUAUUUUUAUGCAAGUGUGCUUCCAUAUCUGAACUGACAGUACCAUAGAGGAUGCGAGAUCCAUCCCUAGUACUGCCAAAUAUUUUGUGUCGAUAAGAGGAGUAGACUGAUGUACACCUAGUGAAGACAGUUGAGUAGCUGCAGCUCCCAAACUGUCAUUAGUGGAUCACGGGGAGAAUGUUAUGCUGGGGAAAAGUUCAUUCAGUAGUUUUGUGUGCAGACGUCUUAGAAUGAAACAAUGACUUCUACACAUUUACCUGUUCUCUCGACCUGAUCAUUGAUUAUUUUGUAUGUUGUUACAUAUGUGCGGAUUUACACCGUCUUUCAAUGCUUAUCUUGUAAGUACGAAACUCCAGCUGCAUCCAGUUCUAUUCUCCCCCUGAAGUUUCAACUGCAAAGUGUUUGAAUAUUAUCUGAAUCCACUCUCUGAAUAAAGAGAGGUGUAAACAUUUCGCAGCCGUAGCUGCAGUUGAAACAAGAAAAUGAUUAUAGCUGCGCAACCGAAAUGUCGUUUGAGCAAUCAUUUCACAGGUAAAACUUGAAGAUGCACGAUGUGCGCAUAUCUGUCGAUGCUCAGAAUAUGUGAAAUGCCCCAGCGAAAGACACCAUAAGUUUACCAACUAGGUGCCAUCUUACGUUAAUGAUAGAAAGCACCACUUGAUGCAGGACUGCAGGUAUCUUCUGUUCUCCCAUUUCACAGAAGACUUUAUUCCAGACAUCUUUCAGAAUUCCGAAACAGCAUCUCGUACGGGCUGUUCUUACAUUGCACUAGCGAAGUAAACGAAAUAACUACGUACUGCGUCUUACGCACCUCCAAGUGCUUCCAGUACCUUAACGCCAUAGAUAAGCUGAUAGGGUACUGCGAAGCUCUGUUUUGAGAUUUCUAUGAAGUAAUUCGCAUCAGCAAUAACUAGGCCGAAGGCAGCUACUUUGGGGAGACCAAAUGCUUGACAGACGGAAAUCGUGAGGACACGAUUAGGACUGAAUGGCUAGUCUCGUCGCCGUGUCCAAGGGGAUGCCUGUUUUCAAUUUCAUGCGCAGUUCAUUACGGAGUGCCCUCACCUACCACUAAUACUUCUUUAAUGGGCAGUGCUGAAAAGCAAUCUCCUAUCGCGAGGUUAAUUUACGAAGCAACUGAGAAAAUGAAAUUGACUAAAGCUAAUGUAUUUUAAAGGACCGAAUUUAUCACGCUUGCCAUUUUAAAUUAACGCCUUGAGUGGCUCACUCUUAUUGGACCGGUAAUGACCCGGAACAGGGAGGCCAUACCUAGCUGUUAAUAUCAUCUCAAUUCCUUUUAAUGAAGACAUGAUACACUUUCGUACAGCUCAGUUCAUUAGGAAAGCAUCACAUUCAUUUGCAUAAUGGAUCUCUGGUAACGACGUACUCAUCUUGCUGGCGAUCAGGAUUACCAAACCUAUAGCAUACAGCGCUUGUGGCACUGGAAAACGGGGCCUGCCAAGGAGUGCAAGAUAUAUGCCGAUAAUUGGCAGCGAUAGCUACGAACGCGCUUUAUUUGCGUAUCCAAACGGGGAUUACGAAAUUCCUUGUGAAUCUGCUUUAUUUCAGUAGCUACAGAUACUCUCUGUUAAGGUUUCCUUGAGUGAAAUAGUGAAAACUCGACUCUGCAGAUGUUUAUUCCUUCCUAAUUGAAGGAACGCUUUAAAUGGCCAGUUUUUUUUAUUAAAUAGAUUACGUUGUCUGCUUCUUUUAGUAUUUAUCAGCAUUACAAAAACUCGAAUUAGCAGAUAUUCUAUACUGAUUUUUUUUACAACGAAAACUGAAGCCUCCUUAAAGGAAUUUUUUUAGGCUUACUACCGCAUGUUCUUUACCGGAGGCAUAUAUUUUUGUAUGAUAAUAUUACUCGAUUUCAUGUGUGUUAAGAGAAUUGUAAAUACUUACUUUUGUUGCAUAUUCUUUAGUAUCUUGUUUGCUUUUUUGUAAAAUAUUAUGUAUUUUGUUAUUAUUUAAGUAAUUCAAUGGAGCAGAUGAGUUUCAUAGCGUACUGAUAUACGCACUUCGUGCACUGUUCCUUGGGAAACAUUUACGUCCACUUUCACUGUUGGAGCUCCAACGUAUCAAAAUAAGGCCAGUAAUCAACAAAAGUAUUGUUUCACAAUAAAAUGUUAUUCGUGCUUAAAA